AUGCCUGCUUCAGCUAUUGUUAAUGAAAUUAAUUCAAAAAAAUCUAGAAAAAACAAAAAAUUAAACGAUAAAGAGGUUGAAUCUCAACUUGAUGAAUCUGAUGGUAACAAUGUAGUUAAGGUAAAAAAACAAUCUAAAUCUAAAGAUAAGAAAGAUAGAAAAGAGAAUGAUGAAGACUCUCACAAGAAAAAUUCUAAAAAUUCUGAUUCUCCAACAAAAUCAAAGCGUAAAAAACAUGGUGAGGAUGAACAAGAAGAUUUUGAUGGAAAGCUUGAAACCUCAGUGAAGCCGCCAAAAUCAAAGAAACGUAAAUUAAGUGAAAAAGAUUUAGCUUCGGUCAUAAUUAAUAACGAUCAAGAUGUUGAAACAAAAGAUUCCGAUAAAGAUUCUUUGGAAUCAAAUGGAAAAGAAAUUUCUGAAAAUUUGAGAUUAAGUUCUUAUAGGUUAACGCAAACAACUAUUGAUUCGUUAAAAAAACGUGGGGUCGAAGCAUUAUUUCCUAUACAAGCUGCAACUUUUGAUUUGAUUUAUGAUGGAAAAGAUGUUUUGGCUAGAGCAAAAACAGGAACAGGUAAAACUUUGGCGUUCGGUUUGCCAAUUACCGAAAUUCUUUUGAUUCAAAACCAGAAGGAUAGCUUUUCCAGUAAAUUUCGUGGACGUUCUCCAAGGGUGAUAAUUAUGACACCAACUCGUGAUUUAGCAAAACAAGUUUCUUCAGAAUUUGCAUCUAUCGCUCCCUCUUUGAAAGUCCUUUGUAUCUAUGGAGGUGUAUCUUAUGAUAUCCAAAAUCAGGGAUUACGUGAUGGAAUUGAUGUUUUGGUGGGAACACCAGGUCGAGUCUUGGAUCAUAUUGAUCGUGGAAAUUUAAAAUUGGGUGACUUAAAAUUCAUUUGUUUGGAUGAAGCUGAUCAAAUGUUAGAUAUUGGAUUUGCUGAAGCUAUGGAAACUGUUUUGCAACACGUAAAAAGUCAUAAAGAAGAACAAGGAAAGGGCGUUGAUUAUCAAACACUUUUGUUUUCUGCUACGGUUCCUGACUGGGUUAGAACAACUGUAAAGAAGUAUUUAAAAAGUGAUUAUGCUAAUGUGGACUUAAUUGGAAAUGUUGACGCAAGAACUAACGAAAAUAUUUGUCAUUAUGGAAUCCGUUCUUCUUGGGCUUCCAGAAAAGACAUUAUUGGGGAUGUUGUUGCUUGUUAUGCCGGAUCUGGAUCGUGCGUUAUUUUUUGUAACACGAAAAAUGAUGCAAACGAACUUGCACUUAAUGAUAAGCUGAAGCAAGAUGCACAAGUCUUGCAUGGUGAUAUUGCUCAAUCGCAGAGAGAAACCACUUUGAAAGGUUUUAGGAAUGGAAAAUUUAAAUGCAUAAUUUGUACUGAUGUAUUGGCUAGAGGUAUUGAUAUUCCUCAAGUUGAUUUGGUCAUCAAUUGUGAACCACCCAAAGACGUUGAAAGUUAUGUACACCGUGCAGGAAGAACAGCCAGAGCAGGGCGCCUAGGAAAAGCUGUAACAUUCUUUAAACCGCAGGAAGAAUAUUUGUUACAAAUCAUCGAAAAACGUGCAAGAAUACAGUUUCAAAUGGUUGGACCUCCACAGCCACAGGAUAUCAUUGCCGCUACAGCAAAUGAUGCAGUAAAAAAUUUAGAAUCUGUAGAAUCUAGUGUUUUACCAUAUUUUCAUUCUACUGCAAAAGAUUUAAUUGAAAAGCAAGGAGCAAUUGAGGCGUUAAGUGCAGCAUUGGCUUUUAUGAGUGGAUAUUCUGGUGGGAUAAAGAAAAGAAGUUUAAUGAGCGCUACUGAAGGAAAUACAACUUUAUUAUUUAAGUUUAGUUAUCCUAUUAGACAUGGAAGUUAUGUUAAAAGUAUUUUCAAAAAUCAUUUUUCUAAUAUACCAGAAAAUGAUGUUAGAGCUUUUAAAUUAACAAAAGAUAAUGAAGGUGUUGUAUGUGACAUUGUUUCUGAUCAUCUAAGUGUAAGUGAAGAUGGAGUUAUUAGUUUGGGUGGAAGACCAUGGUAUAAUACUAAUACUACUACUUUGGAAGUUCCUAAAGAAUUACCUGAAUUGCAAGAAAAUAAAAGUGAUAAUGGAAGAAAUGGAUGGGGAAGAAAUGGUGGUAAUAACAAUGGAGGGAAUUUCAGAAAUGGAUAUGGAGGAAAUAGAAAUGGAGGAUUUAAUGGUAACUAUAAAAAUGGUAGAGGAAAUGGUUAUGGAGGAAAAUCCAAUGGAAAUCGGGGAAACGGUUAUGGUUAUGGAAGAAACUCUUUUUAG
This is a messenger RNA of Funneliformis mosseae, 2265 nucleotides long. NCBI's taxonomy places the organism in Eukaryota, Fungi, Glomeromycota, Glomeromycetes, Glomerales, Glomeraceae. The record is from the annotation of a GenBank genome assembly.